Messenger RNA from Agelaius phoeniceus (red-winged blackbird), 1023 nucleotides. RefSeq names its product solute carrier family 35 member D4 (gene SLC35D4). NCBI's taxonomy places the organism in Eukaryota, Metazoa, Chordata, Aves, Passeriformes, Icteridae. The record is from RefSeq and is a predicted model, not a curated record.
CGCCGCCCGCCGCGCCCGCGCUGACCGAUGUAUUUGAAGAGGCCGGCGGGCGGCCUCGCCUUCUGCCUCUUCUACCUGGCCUCCAGCUUCACCAACAAGUAUGUCCUGUCUGUCCUGCAAUUUACCUACCCUACCCUUUUUCAAGGGUGGCAAACAUUGGUGGGUGGACUUCUGCUUCACAUCUCCUGGAAGCUGGGCUGGGUGGAGAUAAACUUGUGUUCAAGGUCUGAAAUCCUGUCAUGGCUUCCUGCAUCAGUACUUUUUGUGGGCAUUAUUUAUGCUGGCUCCAGGGCACUGUCUAGAUUGCCAAUCCCAGUGUUCCUCACUGUGCACAACGCAGCAGAAGUCAUAACCUGUGGGUUCCAGAAGUUUGUGCAGAAAGAGCAGACCUCUCAUCUGAAAGUCUGUAGUGUGCUGUUCCUCCUGGCAGCAGCAGUGUGCCUUCCUUUGUGUGACACACAGUUUGAUCCAAACGGAUAUUUAUGGGCUCUAAUUCACUUGAUCUGUCUUGGGGCUUACAAAGUAUUUCACAAGUUGUGGAAACCUGGAUCUUUAAGUGACCUGGACCAACAGUACAUCAACUAUGUAUUCAGUGUGGUGCUGUUGGCCUCUGCAUCCCAUCCAGCAGGUGAUCUCUUCAGUGCCUUGGAUUUUCCAUUCCUGUACUUCUACAGGUUUCAUAGCAGCUGCUGUGCCAGUGGACUGUUGGGAUUCUUUCUGAUGUUGCACACAGUGAAGCUAAAAAGCAGCACAACCUCGGGGCAAUAUGCAGCCUGGAGUUUCCUUGCAAAGGUUAUCACUGCUAGCUUAUCACCAUUCUUCUUUGUCAUGACUGCCAAUGUACUAACAAUUUCUUGCCUUGUGGUUGGUGGAGUUGGAGAAGCACUGCUUGUUUACACUGAAAGGACAGGCACAUAAAGAGGAACCAGAUCUCACCAGUUGGAACCGAGCUGACUUGCAGCCUAGAGACACUAUCAUGAAAAAAGUGGCAGCAGGAAUGAAGAAGUGCAACCAAACAUGAGG